CUGCACACUCAUUCUUUCGUCCGAGAUAUCCUUCAAUGAGGCAGCUUUCAUGGCCAAGACUCAAACUCAGCAAUCAUAAGAUAGCCUCUACCAUCUUUAUCUGCGAACCGUGUCAGAAGACAAAUGCCGGCAGCCAUGUCUGGUCGCGUGGCCUCGCAACUAGUCGCAAACCCCGACCCUCGCGUGAACAGGGUCAGCCUAUGUUUGUAGGAGAUACGUCUUCUGAAAGAAAGAGGUCUCUCGUCCACGAAUUCGACAGACUCCCCGAAUGGCCCAAGUUACCUCCCGGUAUAAUUGAGAGACGCGUAAACACCGUUUCCAGGGUUCAGGAUGCUGUCCAGGAUGCGUUUGGCCGUGAAUACAAAGUGAAACCAUUUGGCAGUACAUGCUACGGCGCGGACACGGUAGACAGUGACAUUGAUCUGGUUAUCAUGGACCCGCGUCGUCCAAAAGGCUCUGCACCUGAGAGUCAAAAGCCGACAAGGAUAUACAAUGUGAGACAGCUCGGCAAAGUGCUAUCUAAGGCAGGAUUCAAGGUCCACAGCGUGAUUCCGUCAGCUGCUGUCCCUAUCGUGAAAUUCCUUGAUCGGCACACAAACCUGGCCUGUGAUGUAAAUGUAAAUGAGCGUUUGGGCUAUCGGAAUACGCAACUUAUCAAGAGGUAUUGCAUGAUUCUACCACUCUUACCUUACGUUAUCCUCGCCACCAAGCACUGGGCUGCGGGACAUCGCUGGUCAUCUAACAUCAAUAGCUAUACUCUGGCUAUCAUGUCAAUCGGCGUUUUCCAGACCCGCGGAAUCCUCCCAAACCUUCAGAAGGCGCCUCUUGAUGGGUUGCCUGAAGAUACCCUGUCUGUCUACUAUGCAAACGUCAAGGGAAAACGCGGAGCCAAGAAGGGAAGCCGCGGAUCCAAAGGAAGCCCCGAAGCACAAAGAUGCGACACUCGUUUUAAUGUCAAAGAGCCAAAUUGGCUGCCUCGCUUCUUUGUUAGCUCGCUAGACGAUGCUCUCUACAUCUGGUACAGAUACUGGGGCUACGAGCAUCCGUACCACGAAUGUCUCAUCGACAUACGACGUGGUGGCCUUGUUCGACGGCGGAAGAAGUGGUCUAGCCUACCUGAAUCGCCUGAGCCGAGGUUGGUAUCUUUGGAGGGGGAAGACGCCGUCUUGGCCAUGCUAAAUGAAGCCGAACAAGAGGAUGCUGAAGCUGCUGAAUUUCCUAGUCCUGAGGAGUUCGACGCGCCACUUGCAACAACGGAGCAGGACGAGCCGACAGGCUGGGUGCGUCAGCCGCUAGUCGUUCGGGAUCCUUUCUUGCGCUCAAAGAAUUGUGGUGCUCAAAUGAAAGAUUUUGCUGUUGCGCUGUUCCAAAACGACUGUCGAAAAGCGGCGGACGCGCUUGAGGUCAAGCUGAAAACCCAUCCCUCGUUCGCAGUUCUGAAGGGGCUACCGGCGAUCACUGUUGUGUCCCCUCCUUGAGGCCUCCGACUACUCGAAUAAGGCGCUCUACAUCAUACAUCGGGCGCUGCGCACGAAUAGACUUAAAUCUCGAUGGAGGUACCCUUCUUAUCAUAUUCUACAAAGUCAGAACACUCUGGAAGGUGUCUUACUCCCAGAAGACCCGUCGAAGUGCGUUGAUUUUGAUAGCUCGUGUGUUGUUACAACAACCAUGUCCCGAAAUCAAACACCACCGGGGCACGCAGGACAGCGAGUGACGCACUACGAACGGUGAUCCGCGACGGGUUAGUGUCUACCAGUCUCGUAGUCGCUUCUCCACCACAUAGACGUCGGUAGCAGCUCGCUAAUGUAAUAUACGCACUGCUGUAUAAGACGUACGUGUGGAUUCGUGUUUGGGAUGACCUUCCAAUAAAGCCACGG
This is a messenger RNA of Phanerochaete carnosa HHB-10118-sp, 1877 nucleotides long. RefSeq lists its product as uncharacterized. Lineage: Eukaryota; Fungi; Basidiomycota; Agaricomycetes; Polyporales; Phanerochaetaceae. Gene Ontology annotation, molecular function: nucleotidyltransferase activity. The record is from RefSeq and is a predicted model, not a curated record. The transcript is spliced from 10 exons. Bases 36 to 1478 code for a protein of 480 amino acids. Gene Ontology annotation, biological process: RNA 3'-end processing.